This is a messenger RNA of Chaetomium fimeti, 1840 nucleotides long. RefSeq lists its product as uncharacterized. NCBI's taxonomy places the organism in Eukaryota, Fungi, Ascomycota, Sordariomycetes, Sordariales, Chaetomiaceae. The transcript has a single exon. The coding region runs from base 255 to 1751 and encodes 498 amino acids. The record is from RefSeq and is a predicted model, not a curated record.
CCGGGAACGGUAACCGGGCUUGUUGGAAAGAGGCCUAUUGUUUGGGUGUCGGAAAAGGGAAAGUAACGGGUGGAGAAGCCGGCAUCGGGACGAACAUUCCAGGCGGUUGGCCGCAGACGCCGUUUGCGAGCAGAUCCAAAGCACCAACGACGUGGACCGAUACAUUCCGUCCCGCCACACUCGAUUCGAUUAGGCCGGUCUCACUCUCUUCUCGGUUACCCCAGGUUUUCCGGCGUUCUGGCAACCCCGGGGAUAUGGCGAUUCCCCGCAAGGUCCCGGCUGCGCUGGGCGCGGUUGCAUUCUUCCCGACGUCCGCCAUCCUGGGCAUCCACAUCAUCCUUGCUCGAUCGCCCGCGGAUCGGGCGCCGUCAGUGAGGACGACGGCUAUCGUUGCGGCGCUCUUCGAGGCCGUCAUUUUUGUUGCUGUGCCAUUCCUCAGUCUCUCGCACGUCGCGCCAUGGGCUCCGAGUGCCCGUUCGAAGGGGUUUAGGACGGUAUGGUUCGGCGCGGGUUUGGCGUUGUGCGCAGUUGCUUCGGCUGUGUCGCUGGCGAAUCUCGUCUGCCUCAGCCGGGUUGUCGAUGACCCUCUGAGCACCAUUUUGGGGUGGAGGGUGGGGGAUUUCUUGGUGGGAGGUUCGGUUGCGUUGGGGUUGGCAUUCGCGACACAGCUUGUCUUUUUCAUUUUCCACUUUCUCGUUGGGAGAGCACUCGGACGUCGACCGGACGAAUCGGCCCAAGCCGAACAGGGCAACAAGCUGGGCCCUCGUAUCAAGACGGUACCCUACCAUGAGACAACCCCGACCUCAGCCAAGGACCGCGGGAGUGCCUCCUUCGACUCUCCGACUCCUCCCGGAUCAAGCGGCGACCGCUCGGCGGUAGAGACAACAGCCUCAGCUCGGUCUUCCCUCUCGAACGCCAUCCGACCCAUCACGUCUAAGACGCAUUUGUUGUCUCUUAGCCGCCGGUCCAGUCGCCGAUCCACUCACCGGCCUGCUUCUCUUGACCUGCCUGCUUCGCAAGAACGCCAAUCCCGCUCGACCGAAGUGGGCUUCGACUCCUGGGACACAUCCGCCGUGGACCCGGAGACCCGCCAGACAGUAUUGGAAUCCUCGUCACCGCCGCACAGCCGCUUCCUCGAGACCAUCCCCGCCAGCCCGACGACCAGCAGGAGCCCCAGCCCGGGCACGGCGCUGGACAUGCUCGAACCGCCGCGGGCGAGGCGGAGGAGCCGCAGCUACAGCCCGGUCUCGACGCGGGCGAUCCAGGCGCAGCGGGUGGCCUUCACGCAGCAGGAGUCGCACAGCGAGGCGCACAUCCACCCGCUCUUCCGGUCCGACUCGCCCGCGCCGCCGAGCGCCACCCCCGGGACGGUCGUCGUCGCGGCGCCCAACGCGGGCCAGGUCAUCUCCGACAAGCAGAGCAUCCGCAGCAUCCAGAGCAUCCGCCGCCUGCGCAGCGAGAGCCUCCCGCCCGUGCCCAGCCCCCUCAGCCGCGCCGGCUCCUGCGAGUCGUUCGUCGGCCGCCGGAGGGCCGAUAGUAGUUCGCCGGAGCUGCGCGAGGAGGACGAGGCUGUGGUGGUCGGUGCUGCUAGCGCCGCCGCAGACACGGAGCGGAAGAUGACGCCGCCGAUUCCGGACUAUAUCCUCAAUGCUGGGUCGACGUCGAGCUUGACUGCUUACAAGAGUCGUCAGGCCGACUCGUCUGGCGAGAGUCAAAUUCUGUCCGAAGCUGAGCAACAGGCUUCCGCAUGAUCUUGGCAUCAAGUUUCCCUAGAAUAUGACGAGUUAUGACCAUGAUGCUAUGGGACCAGCACAAGGUCUAUAGGCAUCCGUUUUUCUUU